Messenger RNA from Erigeron canadensis, 695 nucleotides. Its product is annotated as mitochondrial import inner membrane translocase subunit TIM22-4-like. Gene Ontology annotation, biological process: protein insertion into mitochondrial inner membrane. The record is from RefSeq and is a predicted model, not a curated record. Gene Ontology annotation, cellular component: TIM22 mitochondrial import inner membrane insertion complex. The transcript is spliced from 3 exons. Lineage: Eukaryota; Viridiplantae; Streptophyta; Magnoliopsida; Asterales; Asteraceae. Gene Ontology annotation, molecular function: transmembrane protein transporter activity. Bases 94 to 456 code for a protein of 120 amino acids.
UCCAAAUCAUUGAACUGAUCUAAUGCAUAUUGUACAUAGGUUGUUAAUUAAGACAAAAUGAGAUCAUCUGCUUUUAUGUAACUUUGGUUUGUGAUGAAUGGUGCAGGAGGUGUAAUGGGGGUGGCUUGGGGGUUGUUUGCUGGUGCAUUGCACAAUCCGAUAACGGACAGUAAUAUGACUUUUGGACAGCAGAUUAAGUUUACUGCCAGGCAGAUGGGUGCAAGGGGCUGGGGUCACUGUAAAAUGUUUGCUGUUAUGGGAAUUGUUUUCUCUGCUGCUGAAUGUGUUGUUGAAAAGGCACGAGCAAAACAUGACAUCACCAACACAGUUGCAGCAGGAUGUGUGACCGGGGCUGUGACGUCUGCAAGAGGUGGACCGCAGGCAGCUUGCGUAGGCUGUGCAGGGUUUGCUGCUUUUUCUGUGGCGUUAGAGAAGCUUUUGGACAGACACGAAUGAGAAAACAUCAGAAACUUCAAAGAAAUUGGUUUUCUUGAAGACAAGUCUUUUGUAUUUACCUACAAUAUAGCAUAGGUUGUGAUACAAGAGGGAUAGAUAUAGCUUGUUCUGUUUUCUCAAAAUUUCCAUUUUAUUAUAGCAAUCAACCACUGUUCAUGGGACUAGUCGGUUUUGUAUCAGCAGGGAUAUUUGACAUCCCUCAGUUUUGUUGCAUCACAUGAUUUAGAGAUUGUGUAAGA